Molecule: messenger RNA, 1020 nt
Organism: Leptinotarsa decemlineata (Colorado potato beetle)
Lineage: Eukaryota; Metazoa; Arthropoda; Insecta; Coleoptera; Chrysomelidae
Product: Adipokinetic hormone receptor
Biological process (GO): cellular response to hormone stimulus; G protein-coupled receptor signaling pathway
Cellular component (GO): plasma membrane
Molecular function (GO): vasopressin receptor activity; peptide binding; adipokinetic hormone receptor activity
Source: RefSeq, a predicted model, not a curated record
AAAGCAGAACCAGGGUCGUGCUCAGGUUGCUAGAGGUACCAGGUGAUUGUUUCAAAUGGAAAAAUACGUGACACCGAAUUUGUUGCUGGAUACUAGAAUUUCACACCGAUAAUUCUUCGAAGGGUGCUCUAGAAUAUCAUCUGAACGAAAAAUUUUACAAUGACGAAAAUCGACGUAGACGAAAUCGUUCAGGACCACAGAUAUCUCCCAGGAUGGUCCGAAACCAACAGAACUGGUGGAGUACACCAUCAUCUGCCGAUAAAUAUGCAGUUCAAUGAUGGACACAGACUCUCAAUUACUGUAUAUAGUAUUUUGAUGGUGUUUUCAGCCAUCGCUAAUAUAACUGUGCUAGUGUUGAUUGUGAAAAGACGCAGGAAGAAUCCAUCCAGGAUAAAUGUGAUGCUGACGCAUCUGUCGAUAGCUGAUUUGUUGGUGACGUUUCUCAUGAUGCCAAUGGAAAUAGGAUGGGCGUGGACCGUUCAGUGGAAAGCAGGAGACGCCAUGUGUCGAAUAAUGAUGUUUUUCCGGACGUUCGGUCUGUAUUUGUCCAGUUUUGUACUGAUCUGUAUCAGCGUUGACAGAUUUCAUGCUGUAUUGAAACCUCUUAGUAUGGGAGUGUGGAGAGGAAAAUUAAUGAUUUUGAUAGCGUGGAUAGCGGCAUGUUUGUGUAGUAUUCCUCAGAUGAUUAUUUUUCACGUAGAAAACCAUCCCAACAUUACAGAUUACAUCCAGUGCGUGACAUACAACGUUUUUCCUACCCCUACCCACGAAAUGUUAUACACGGUAACUGGUAUGAUUCUGAUGUACGUGUUGCCUUUGAUAGUGAUAAUUUUCUGCUACGGAUCCAUUCUCCUGGAGAUCUUCAGGCGGACGAGGAAUCCACUUGGAGCUGAUAGUAUAACUAGAUCAAGUCUGCCGUUCCUUGGAAAAGCUAAGAUCAGGACACUGAAAAUGACGAUAAUAAUCGUUUUCGUCUUUUUCGUGUGUUGGACUCCAUAUCAAGUGAUGAGUAUUUGGUGA